This is a messenger RNA of Alternaria triticimaculans, 774 nucleotides long. RefSeq lists its product as uncharacterized. Gene Ontology annotation, molecular function: FMN binding. The coding region runs from base 1 to 774 and encodes 257 amino acids. The transcript is spliced from 2 exons. The record is from RefSeq and is a predicted model, not a curated record. Lineage: Eukaryota; Fungi; Ascomycota; Dothideomycetes; Pleosporales; Pleosporaceae.
AUGUUCUAUCAACCUGGGAAAGAAGACCAUGGCCUGCCGUACGAUCCAUUCAAAGCAUGCGUCCUCCCCCGCCCCAUAGGCUGGAUAUCCACCCUCUCCCCUACGGGCCACGCAAACCUAGCCCCCUACUCUCAAUUCAACAACCUCACCUUCGACCCCCCCUACGUCAUGUUCAGCGCAAACCAAACACCAACCAACAGCCAGAAAGACACCGUCCGCAAUGUCGAAGCUACGGGGAAAUUCGUUUGGAAUCUGGCGACGUAUGAACUGAGAGAAGAGGUGAAUAGGAGUGCGGUGCAGGAGGAGUACGGCGUUGAUGAGUUCGAAACGGCGGGCGUGGAGAAGGAGGAUAGUAGGGUUAGCGGAGUGGUUGUUGGUCAUGGUGGAGCUGAGGGGAAAGAGGGGAGAAGAGAGAUGAUGAUACCGAUGGUGAAGCGCAGUCCAGUCAAGUUCGAGUGCGAGUACUACACAACCUUGCGCCUUCCCGGUAAUCCACCGAUGGGCUCGGCAGAUGUUGUGAUUGGAAAAGUGGUUGGUGUGCACAUCGAUGAGCGCGUUUUGACGGACGGUAAGAUCGAUGUGAGGAAGACAGAGCCGAUCGCUAGGUGUGGGUACUAUGAGUAUGCGGUUGUGAGGGAGACAUUCGAGAUGCGGAUACCGGGAGAGGAUAAGGCGAUUUUGGCAGGGUUGGAGGGGAGUGCGAAGAAGAAUGAGAGAUUGGAUCGGGUGGGGGAUGUGGAUGGAGGGAUGGGCAUAGAAGGAAAGCGUCUUUGA